This is a messenger RNA of Paramecium tetraurelia, 120 nucleotides long. RefSeq lists its product as uncharacterized. The record is from RefSeq and is a predicted model, not a curated record. NCBI's taxonomy places the organism in Eukaryota, Ciliophora, Oligohymenophorea, Peniculida, Parameciidae. Bases 1 to 120 code for a protein of 39 amino acids. The transcript has a single exon.
AUGAAAAUACCUGAAGGUAUGAAAAUAAUAGGAUACAGAAAUUUCGAUUUCAAAGGGGACAAAGUUGAAUAUGAAACCAAUCAAGAAUGCCUAGAUAUUGUUUUCGCUAUUUUAGAAUGA